ACUUGGAUGUCUCCCAGUCUCCUGUAUCCGUCCCAUAAUUCGUUAUACAUCCAACUGUAAAUGGGUUACCGGAAAACCCAACUCGCACUCCUUUUCUCUCUCUGGGCAUCGGUUUCCGGCCUUUGCUGGUGUCUUCCGAACGAGUUCUCCAUAGUGGGUUAUGAUCCGGACGAGCUAACCUCUGAAGAGAAGGUGUUUGAGCUGUUCGGGCAAUGGAGGGAGAAGCACGGCAAGGUUUACAAGCACGAAGGGGAGUUGCAGUGGAGAUUCCUGAACUUCAGGAAGAAUCUCCAGUAUGUGAUAGAGAAGAACUCGGAGAGACGAUCAACUGGGCGUUUUGUAGGGUUGAAUAAGUUUGCAGAUAUGAGCAAUGAGGAGUUCAGGGAGGUUUACUUGUCCAAGGUAAAGAGACCAGUCCGGAAGUGGAUGAAGAAUAACGGUGGCACGUGUGACGCGCCCCGGUCGUUGGAUUGGAGGAAGAGGGGAGCUGUUACUCCUGUCAAAGAUCAAGGCUUCUGUGGUAGUGGCUGGUCAUUCUCUUCAACUGGAGCAAUGGAAGGAAUAAAUUUCAUAGUCACAGGAGACCUUAUUAGCCUUUCAGCACAAGAGCUUGUAGAUUGUGAUAAAACCAGUGAUGGCUGUGAUGGAGGCUGUAUGAACUGUGCUUUUGAGUGGGUCAUGAUGAAUGGAGGAAUUGAAGCAGAAUCAAAUUAUCCUUAUACAGGACAGGAUGGGAACUGUAACAUUACUAAGGAGCAAACCAAAGUGGUAGCUAUUAAUGGCUAUGAAGAUGUAGAUCAAGAGGAAAGUGCUCUCCUUUGUGCCGUUGUUAACCAACCUGUGAGCGUGGGUAUUGAUGGUUCUACAAUGGAUUUUCAGUUAUACACUGGAGGAAUUUAUGAUGGAGACUGCUCAAGCAACCCAGAUGACAUAAAUCAUGCAGUUCUUAUUGUAGGUUAUGGCUCCCAAGGUGAUGAUGAAGACUAUUGGAUAGUGAAGAAUUCAUGGGGAACUAGCUGGGGAAUGGAGGGAUACAUGUAUACAAGGAGAAAUACUGGUUUAGAAUAUGGAGUUUGCGCAAUCAAUGCUAUGGCUUCUUACCCAAUAAAAGAAUCUCUUGCUCCUCCUAUUCCAUCCCCUGUUGUUCCACUCCCUCCGCCACCUUCACCUUUACCAACGCCGCCCUCCCCUACUGUUCCACUCCCUCCUCCACCUUCACCAACACCUCCCUCCCCUGACGUUCCACUCCCUCCUCCACCAACUCCACCUUCACCAAGACCUCCCUCUCCUGCUGUUCCACUCCCUCCUCCUCUACCACCUCCACCUUCACCAAUACCUCCCUCCCCUGCUCCUCCACACCUUCCUCCGCCACCUCCGCCUUCACCAAGACCUCCCUUUCCACUCCCUCCGCCACCUUCACCUUUACCAACACCGCCCUCCCCUACUGUUCCACUCCCUCCUCCACCUUCACCAACACCUCCCUCCCCUGACGUUCCACUCCCUCCUCCACCAACUCCACCUUCACCAAGACCUCCCUCUCCUGCUGUUCCACUCCCUCCUCCUCUACCACCUCCACCUUCACCAAUACCUCCCUCCCCUGCUCCUCCACACCUUCCUCCGCCACCUCCGCCUUCACCAAGACCUCCCUUUCCACUCCCUCCGCCACCUUCACCUUUACCAACACCGCCCUCCCCUACUGUUCCACUCCCUCCUCCACCUUCACCAACACCUCCCUCCCCUGACGUUCCACUCCCUCCUCCACCAACUCCACCUUCACCAAGACCUCCCUCUCCUGCUGUUCCACUCCCUCCUCCUCUACCACCUCCACCUUCACCAAUACCUCCCUCCCCUGCUCCUCCACACCUUCCUCCGCCACCUCCGCCUUCACCAAGACCUCCCUCCCCUGCUCCUCCACCAAUUCCACCUUCACCACCACCUCCCUCCCCUGAUGUUCCACUCCCUCCUCCUCUACCUCCUCCACCUUCACCAACACCUCCCUCCCCUGCUGCUCCACUCCUUCCUCCGCCACCUCCGCCUUCACCAAGACCUCCCUCCCCUGCUGUUCCACUCCCUCCUCCUACACCACCUCCACCUUCACCAAGACCUCCCUCCCCUGUUAUUCCACUCCCUCCACCUCCACCUUCACCAAGACCACCAAUCGAAUGUGGAUACUUCUCUUAUUGUGAAGCCACAGAGACUUGUUGUUGUAUUUUUGAGUUUAUAGGUUAUUGUUUAUUGCAUGGUUGCUGUGAGUAUGAGAACGCUGUAUGUUGCAGUGGCACUACCUAUUGUUGUCCUCAUGAUUAUCCCAUUUGCUGGGAACCUGAUCUCUGUCUAAAGAAUUAUGGAGACUACUUUGGUGUGGCUGCAAAGAAACGGAAGCUUUCUCUCAAGUUUCCAUGGACCAAAAUUGAAGACAUAGCAAACCCACACCAACCUCUACAGUGGAAGAGGAACUGGUUCAUCGUUCAGCACAAAAGACGGAUAUAAUCUUCCUCUUCAGUCUGGAUUGAAGUUUAUCAUUACUGUCAUCCCUUUUCCCCUCUUCUUUGGAUGGCAUUCUAUUAUCCUGUUACGAAGUUUUGUGUUUAUUACCACUGUAUGUAUGAACUUCUAAAUUAUAAAGAGUUGUCUGAUUUGUUUAGGUUUUCUUUC
This is a messenger RNA of Nelumbo nucifera (sacred lotus), 2655 nucleotides long. RefSeq lists its product as uncharacterized. Gene Ontology annotation, biological process: proteolysis. Gene Ontology annotation, molecular function: cysteine-type peptidase activity. Lineage: Eukaryota; Viridiplantae; Streptophyta; Magnoliopsida; Proteales; Nelumbonaceae. The record is from RefSeq and is a predicted model, not a curated record.